AUGAUAAGAGUGAAACACCAGGGAGAGGUAAUCACAAAUUUUUCAAAAUCUUAUCCUUCUCAUUUAUUUGGAAUUUUAAGUGAAGAAAAGGUAUUUUAUUUUAUUUUUUUUUUUUUAACUAAUACACAAUAUUUAGAAGUAGUUUCAAAAUUAAAUGGAUUUUAUAGUGUUUAUAAUGUUAAACCAUUGAUUUGUAGUAUUAUAUUACUUUUUUUAGCAAUGGCAUGUGUUGCAUUUGGAGGUGUAUCAGGUAUAUUAUUAAAUGAUAAUCAAUAUGACCCUUCCUUAUCAUUAUUCAUUUCUCAAACUAUACUGUUUUCAUUUGGUGGAAUCUUUUUUCUAAAUUCAUUUUUAUUUGUAUUUUAUAUUGAAAAAAAACCAAUUUCAAAUGUUCAAAUUAUUAAAGAUGCUAUUAAUAAUAUUAAUGUUGAAUUUUUAUCACAAGAAAUUAGAUUUUCAUUAGAGUUUCAAGAUAAUCAUUAUUAUUUAAAAUUAAUAUUUCCAAAUACUAUACCUCUUACUUUAAAUGGAUUAAAAGAGAAUAAUCCAUUAGUAUCUAAACAGAAAUCAAGUUAUUCACAAUUAAAAGAAGGUGUUAAAAGUAAAAAGGAUAAAAAUGUCACUAUAUAUGAUCCAAGUUAUUCUGAUAGUAGCGAUGAAGAAUAUAACAACAAUAUUACAGAUAAUAAAAAUGAUGAUGAAUAUGAUUAUAACAAUGAAAAUAGCAAUGAAGAUCAUUCUUUUUCAUCCGAAGAGGAGGAAUAA
Messenger RNA from Dictyostelium discoideum AX4, 765 nucleotides. RefSeq lists its product as hypothetical. The record is from RefSeq and is a predicted model, not a curated record. Lineage: Eukaryota; Evosea; Eumycetozoa; Dictyosteliales; Dictyosteliaceae. The transcript has 5 exons. Bases 1 to 765 code for a protein of 254 amino acids.